This is a messenger RNA of Drosophila elegans, 937 nucleotides long. RefSeq lists its product as uncharacterized. The transcript has 2 exons. Bases 45 to 638 code for a protein of 197 amino acids. NCBI's taxonomy places the organism in Eukaryota, Metazoa, Arthropoda, Insecta, Diptera, Drosophilidae. The record is from RefSeq and is a predicted model, not a curated record.
AUAAUUCACUCUGAAAAUCACAUUCAAUUGGUAAGAACAGAGAAAUGCUAAUUCCUCGGACUAUUUUUUUCCUGGCAUUGCUGUUACUGGCCAGGAGCGAUGUUGCGGAAAGAAAUACGGCAGCCAUUUGCGAGUUUUUCCAACAUGUCCAGGCACUCCAAGAUGACCAGUGGGAAGACUCAGUGAAUCUGAUGAAGAGACUUCUGGGUGAAAUGGUCACUGCAUUAUUGCCCUAUCCUGAGUAUGGGGAAUACAAGGACACCAUGCUGGCCUAUCUUGAACGCGGAAAGGCUAUUGUUCGGUCAAGUUCUAUGCAAGAAAAGAUAGCAUAUUUUCGAGGUUUCAAUGAGGGUGGUGACCAACCAAUGUUGACAGGUUCUCCCGCCAAAAAGGAAGAGCUUACUAGACCCUUAAUCAAUUUCCGAUCAAACAUGAUAAUGAAUGUCUACACAGAAUUACACAAAAAGUUGAUCAAAGCUGCAGACGAAUUGGAGCGAGUGGUUAGCUUUUCAGAUAACCUUUCUAGAGGGGAACCAUUCAUACUCCUUGAUCAUUAUCGAAAGGAAGGCAUGGGAGUUUUGACUGAAAACAUUGCCACUCGUAUCCUAGAAUUUAAGGAACUUUAUCAAUGUGUUUAGAUAAGAAACUCCGCAAAAGUGUUAUUUUUACAGUGUAAUGAAUGGAAUUUAUUUGCACCAAAUUAGCGAAAUUAAAUACUACGUUGGUAGGUUUUUGAAAGUUUCUUGUAACAUUUUCGCUUUAGAUUGAACUGCAGUAAAGGAUAUUUUUUCAAACUUGUUAGUCGUAAAUUAAAAUAUUUCCCAAUAAAUACAAACAUGAUUAAUUCGACUUGAUUGUUAAUGCUGAUCAUUAGGUAGUUAGAUAUGAUAUGUAGUUUACAGGUUCAGAAAUACUCCCUCUUAUAACUCUAAUUGAA